AGCAAAGGAGGUGGUGGAUGGGUCCCGCCCCUUUAAAUUACCCCCCUCGGUAGUUAAGUACGCUGCGGCCCCGCAGGCACUGAAGAUUAGGUCACCCGAGAAUUAUGCGCUGUCGCUUUAAAUGUCUGGGCGUCAACCGAGCCGGGUCAAGGGAAAGGAGGGGACCUGUCACAGGUAGAGGGAGCAGCGGAGCUCCCCAGGUAACCCCGAGGAGGGAACGCGAUCCGGCGUCGGAGCUUUGUCACACAGAGGCUGUGCACAGGUGUUCUGCAGACCAUGAACUGAGCACUAGUCCCAGAUAUUCAUGAGCACAGUGUGAGGCUCCUGACCACCCAGCAGCCCCUUCCUCUGGCACUAAGGACCCCCCGGAGAAGAUGGGGAGGAAAAAGAUUCAGAUCCAGCGAAUCACCGAUGAGCGGAACCGCCAGGUGACCUUCACCAAGCGGAAGUUCGGGCUGAUGAAGAAGGCUUACGAGCUGAGUGUGCUGUGCGACUGCGAGAUCGCACUCAUCAUCUUCAACCACUCCAACAAGCUGUUUCAGUAUGCCAGCACCGACAUGGACAAAGUGCUGCUCAAGUACACGGAGUACAACGAACCGCACGAGAGCCGCACCAAUGCUGACAUCAUUGAGACCCUGAGGAAGAAGGGUUUCAACGGCUGUGACAGCCCAGAGCCGGAUGGGGAGGACUCACUGGAGCAGAGCCCCCUGCUGGAGGACAAGUACCGGCGGGCCAGCGAGGAGCUGGAUGGGCUCUUCAGGCGCUAUGGGUCAUCUGUUCCGGCCCCCAACUUUGCCAUGCCUGUCACAGUGCCCGUGUCCAAUCAGAGCUCCAUGCAGUUCAGCAAUCCCAGUGGCUCUCUGGUCACUCCUUCCCUGGUGACGUCAUCCCUUACGGACCCACGGCUCCUGUCCCCUCAGCAGCCAGCACUACAGAGAAACAGUGUUUCUCCAGGCCUGCCCCAGCGGCCUGCUAGUGCAGGAGCCAUGCUGGGUGGAGAUCUCAACAAUGCUAAUGGAGCCUGCCCCAGCCCCGUUGGGAAUGGCUAUGUCAGUGCCCGAGCUUCCCCUGGCCUCCUCCCUGUGGCCAAUGGCAACAGCCUAAACAAAGUCAUCCCUGCCAAGUCUCCACCCCCACCCACCCACAACACCCAGCUUGGAGCCCCCAGCCGCAAGCCUGAUCUGCGGGUCAUCACUUCCCAGGGAGGCAAAGGGUUAAUGCAUCAUUUGACUGAGGACCAUUUAGAUCUGAACAAUGCCCAGCGCCUUGGGGUCUCCCAGUCUACCCACUCACUCACCACCCCAGUGGUUUCUGUGGCAACACCAAGUUUACUCAGCCAGGGCCUCCCCUUCUCCUCCAUGCCCACUGCCUACAACACAGAUUACCAGCUGCCCAGUGCAGAGCUAGCCUCUUUACCCGCCUUCAGCUCACCUGCAGGGCUGGCACUAGGCAACGUCACCGCCUGGCAGCAGCCCCAGCAGCCACAACAGCCACAACCGCCACAACCGCCACAGUCACAGCCACCACAGCCACAGCCACAACCACAGCAGCCACCUCAGCAACAGUCCCACUUGGUCCCCGUAUCUCUCAGCAACCUCAUCCCAGGCAGCCCCUUGCCCCAUGUGGGUGCUGCUCUCACUGUCACCACCCACCCCCACAUCAGCAUCAAGUCAGAACCAGUGUCCCCAAGCCGUGAACGCAGCCCUGCACCUCCUCCACCAGCUGUGUUCCCAGCUGCCCGUCCUGAGCCUGGAGAAGGUCUCAGCAGCCCGGCUGGAGGAUCCUAUGAGACCGGGGACCGGGAUGAUGGACGGGGGGACUUUGGGCCCACACUAGGCCUACUGCGCCCAGCCCCAGAGCCUGAGGCUGAGGCCUCAGCUGUGAAGAGGAUGCGGCUGGAUACUUGGACAUUAAAGUGACGGUUCCCACUCCCUCCUCUCAGCCUCCCUGAUGAAGAGUUGACAAUCUCACCGCCCACCCCUCCUUGUCCCGGGCUCCUCCCGCUCGACCCCCACUUCCUUUCUUCUGCUCCAUGUCUUGUUGAUGGUUACAUUUGUGUAUAAUUAUAUUAUUAUUAUUAAUUAUUAUUAUUAUUAUUAUUAUAUUUUUAAAUUUGAAUUCUCGCUUUAGAGAGAGGGAUGCUCUUGCCCCUUUUUUGUCCCCACCAUUUUCACUGGUGGGGGACUCUCUUUAUUGCGGGAAAAGGGGGGGGACACUUUGCACGUUGUACACAUAUGCUGCAGGAAGGGGGGGCACGGUAGGCCUUGGAGAAGGACAGGUGCCGAGCCCUGCAUGUGGAGCCCUCCCAUCCCAUUCCCAGAUAGACGUAAAGAACCAAAAACUACCCAACAACAGACCCCAGACAGUGGACUGAAACCCAAAAGCUGGCUUGAUGGUGGGCUUGUGUCUCAGGGGAUAGGAGGAGGCAGAGUGUCUGCUUCUGAGCUGUUCACAGCUAAUACCCAUCCUGGUCCCUCCAGCUUCCUGCAUACACUCCACACUCACUGAUCCUGUGUGUCACCCCCCAAGAUCUGAGUUCAAGGAAGGCUGCCUGCGAACCUGGGCCAGGGUAGGGGCUUGAAGCCAGAACCUCUGGAAGUAACGUGGGAGAGAGACAGCUGUGGGAAGGACUGAUGAGGGCAGGACUGGGUGUGGUGAGUGGGGACCCCACCCCCAGCUUUUCCUUUAAGAUGUACAGUGCAAUAGCUCCCGUCCUUUAGCCAACCCAACCCUAGAAAGCUGGGAGAGUUGGGGGAGAGACGUGGCUCCAGGGUGGGCCAG
Acomys russatus (golden spiny mouse) is the source of this 2781-nucleotide messenger RNA. It is a transcript of the gene Mef2d, whose product is annotated as myocyte enhancer factor 2D. Bases 375 to 1919 code for a protein of 514 amino acids. The record is from RefSeq and is a predicted model, not a curated record. Gene Ontology annotation, biological process: cell differentiation; positive regulation of transcription by RNA polymerase II. Gene Ontology annotation, molecular function: histone deacetylase binding; protein dimerization activity; RNA polymerase II cis-regulatory region sequence-specific DNA binding. The transcript is spliced from 12 exons. Lineage: Eukaryota; Metazoa; Chordata; Mammalia; Rodentia; Muridae.